AUGUUCAAUCCUAACGCCGCAGUCUUUCAAGUACACAAGGAUGCCAGCAGCCGCGCGCUGUCGGGCAUAUUAUUACAAGGUGACACCGCGACGUCGUUACAUAUUGAUAACAUCCAAGCCGCUAGGGUGCACAAUGAGUAUUGUGUAUUAGUGUAUUGUAUUAACAUUAUUUCAGAAGUGGGAUUCGGAUUGAAGAACGUAGUGCGAGUGUUGUGUCAAAAUUCGGCUGGGUUGGAAGAACUCGGGUGUACUUCGUUGGUCAAGAUGGAUAUUGUAGAAGUGCCUGGGAGCAAGCCAGUAGUAUGCAGACCAAAUAUUGUGUUGAGUGGGAAUCAGUUACCGUAUUCAAAUGAUGGCUUACCAUCAAGUAAAAAAGGGAACACCUUUUAUCACUGUAAAGCAUGCUUAGUAGAUGGAGUAGCUGGUAAAUCAGAGAUCGGAAAGCAUGCCAAUGGAAAAAAACAUAUAAAAAAUGUAGGAAAGGCUAAGAACCAGAAUAUAGGUCAAAUGUUCACACAGAAAAGCAAAUUGGAAAAUGAAGUAUAUAAUUAUAAUAUAAUACUCUGUUUGGGAAUUGGUGGUAAACCAUUUCGUGGGCACACUAAAAAAACUAAUGAUGUACAUAAAGGACUAUUUUUGGAUGUUGUCAGGCUAUUGCGCAAGUAUGACCCACUUAUUGAAAAGCAUUUUGUAUCCGGACCUCAAAAUUCUCUUUAUACAAGUAAUCGAAUUCAAAAUGACCUUAUUGAAUCUAUUAAUCAAGUUAUUAAAAGACAAUUUAAAAAUACAAUACCAAAUAAAAAAGUAUCGUUGAUAGCUGAUGAAACGAGUGACUUGGGCCACCACGAGCAGUUAUCAAUUGUUAUACGAUAUUAUGAUUCACAAAAAWAAUGUCCAUACGAACAGUUCAUUUGUAUGAAACGAAUGACUCAAGUAAACGCUCAAAGUAUAUUUGAUGUAUUGAGCGAUAUUAUUUGUGAGUAUAACAUACAGUGGGAAAAUUUGGUUUCAGUUUGCUUUGAUGGAGCUUCAACCAUGUCCGGCAGUACUGCAGGUGUACAGACAAAAUUUAAGGAAAAAAAUUCAAGACUAUAUUUUGUACAUUGCCUAAAUUUAGUUCUGGUUAACUCCAUUGGAAAGGAUAAUAGAGUUGMAUUUGACUUUUUUGGAUACAUACAGUUGAUAUACACUUUUGUUGAGGAUAGUUGUAUGCAUCAUGCAGUUUUUGAAAAAAUAGUUAACACUACAAAUGUAAAGCUUAAAACUUUGAAGUCCAUUUCAACUACCAGAUGGGCAUGCCGUUCUGAAGCGGUUAGUGCCAUAAAGGCUAACUACUCUUCUCUUUUAAUUGCAAAUGAUGAGAUUACUGACUCGACUAAUCAAGCAGAUGUAAGAGCCAAGGGUUUAGGUAUCUUAUCGCAUAUGAAAAGUUUUGAUUUUAUAUUUGCCUUGGAAUUACUAGAUCCAAUUCUUUGUUUAGUAUUAAAAACCAGUACAUGUUUACAAUCAUCUACUAUAAAUUUAUUGACUGCAAUGCAACUUGUUGAAGAAUUAAAAAAUUCGUUAAAUUCAAUGAGAAACAAUGUUUCAAAUUUUGAUAUUAUUUACAAAAAUUCUGUUAGAUUUUGUGAUGAUCAAAACAUUGAUAUACCUGUCAAAAGACAAAGAAAAAUUUCCACAAAGAUAGAUUGCUCAAGUCACACACAACAUUACUUUACUAAAGAACAAGAAAUGAGAAAAGUCUAUUACAGUACAUUAGACAAUAUGAUUUCUGCUUUAAAUAUCAGGUUUAAUCAAGAAACAAUUGAUAUAAUAAAAAGUGUUGGUAUGUUAUUAACCCUUCAAAUUAGUAGUGAUGAUAUUAACAUAUUAACAGAUACAUUUGAUCUAGACAGUAAAGUUCUAAAAACCGAAAUUGACCUACUAAAACAUACUAAUGGUAUACUAAAURAUGGACAAAUAAAUAUUGAUAAAUGGAUUAAAUGGCUAACUGAACCUUAUAGUGGAAGAGAAACUAUAUAUUUUAAUUUUUUUAAAGCUUUGCAAAUAUUUAUGGCUAUUCCAGUUACAAGUUGUACUUGCGAAAGAACAUUUUCAAAACUUAGCAUAGUUAAAACAAAGCUCCGCAGUACAAUGAAGCAAGAACGUUUGGACGGACUUUUGACAAUGUUCAUCGAGCAAGAAUUGGCGUACAAUAUCAAUGUCGAUGAGGUGAUUGAAACAUUUAAAACUUUAACUCCAAUUGAAAGACGAAUGGAGUUAUGA
This is a messenger RNA of Diuraphis noxia (Russian wheat aphid), 2265 nucleotides long. RefSeq names its product zinc finger MYM-type protein 1-like. The record is from RefSeq and is a predicted model, not a curated record. NCBI's taxonomy places the organism in Eukaryota, Metazoa, Arthropoda, Insecta, Hemiptera, Aphididae.